AUGGAAGAAAGUAAAGGCCCAUUCAUGUGUAACAGCAUGUGUUUUUUCUUUGCCAUGCUGGUGAUACAAGGAAAUGUGAUUCCAGAAGAAGCCAAAAGCAAUGCAGAAAUUAAUCCUGAACAAUUUAUGAACAUUAGUGAGAAAAUCCUGCACUGGGGAUACCCUUCUGAAGAAUACAAUGUCCUUACAGAAGAUGGUUACUAUCUGAGUGUGAACAGAAUACCAGGAGGCUCAAAAGCAGCCAUAUUGCUAAUGCAUGGCUUAAUUCUGGAAGGCAGUGUAUGGGUAGCAAAUUUGCCCCAUCAGAGCCUAGGCUUCAUACUAGCGGAUGCCGGAUAUGAUGUGUGGAUUGGAAACAGUAGAGGGAAUUUCUGGUCUAGAAGACACAAAAAUCUUACAAUUGACCAAGAAGAAUUUUGGGAUUUCAGUUUUCAUGAAAUGGGCACCUAUGACCUUUCUGCCAUAGUGAACUUUAUUCUGGAGAAAACAGGGCAGGAGAAGAUUUAUUAUGCAGGCCAUGAACAGGGGUCUACAAUAGCUUUUAUUGGAUUUUCUAUACUUCCGCAACUGGCUGAAAAAAUAAAGAUAUUUUUUGCUUUGGGACCUGUUUAUACAUUCUAUUACUCUGUAAGUCCAGUUGUACAACUUCUACUUUUGCCAGAGGCAACAUUAAAGGUUAUCUUUGGCACAAAAGAAUUGUGCCUUCUGGGACCACAGAUAAGAAAAUUUCUGGCUCGAGAGUGCAGCAGGCAAUUCAUAGAUGGAAUCUGCAAAAAAGCUCUUUCACUUGUCAGUGGUUUCAAUCUGAAAAAUCUAAAUGAGAGCCGAUCAGAUGUGUAUGUAUCCAUGUUCCCAGAUUACACCUCUGUGAAAACUGGAAUCCAUUGGAGCCAGUUAAGGAAAACAGGGAAAUUCAGAUACUUUGACUAUGGCUCAAAGAACAUUGAAAUAUACAACCAGACUACUCCACCUUUUUACAGGAUAGAAGAUGUUGUUGUGCCAGUUGCUUUGUGGAGUGGAGGACAUGACUGGAUUUGCCAACCAAAGGAAACUGUAGAGCUACUGUUCCACAUCAAUAAUUUGAUUUAUUUUAAGGAGUUGCCUGACUGGACCCACUGGGAUUUCAUUUGGGGCAUUGAUGCUCAUCAGCGCAUGUACAGGGAAAUGCUUUACCUUAUGGAAAAGUACUCAUGAAACCAAUCUGGGCUUAAAAGCUCUUUCGGUUGAGUAUCCCUUAUCUGGAAUUCCAAAAAUUUUCAUGGAGGUGUCCGAAAUAGUGACACCUUUGCUUUCUGAUGGCACAAUGUACACAAACUUUUUUCAUGCACAAAACUAUUACAAAUAUUCAGCCUAAGUGUAUAAGAUGUAUAUGAAACAAGUCAACUUCAUGUUUAGACAUGGAUUUCAUUUCCAAGAUAUCUCAUUAUGUAUGCAUGUAUGUAUGUAUGUGCA
This is a messenger RNA of Anolis sagrei ordinatus, 1452 nucleotides long. Its product is annotated as lipase member M-like. The record is from RefSeq and is a predicted model, not a curated record. Lineage: Eukaryota; Metazoa; Chordata; Lepidosauria; Squamata; Anolidae.